CAGUACAAACCCGAAGAAAUUGAAAUAGUCGACAAGUCCAUUAUAAUUUCAGCUUGUUUAUCCCUUUUUUUUUGAAAAAUUUAUUUUGUUUAUUUUCAGUUAUUUUCUACAAAAAAAAAAUAAUAACAAACACUCAGGGAAUUUAUCACCUGGAUGGGAGACGUUCAAACAAUGUCUCUGCCGGAUUUACCUGAAGAACUAGUUGAAAGACAACGGCAAGAGAAAAAAGAUCUAAAUGCUAAAAUUACAAAACUACGGUUUAGUGUUCCUAAAAAUGAUAAGAAAAAGAAGAAAGAGAUAAAUAGUCAAAUUGAAUUAAUGGAAGCAGAAUUGAAAGCAAAACAUGAACAAGAAAUAUUCGAUUGGCAACAACAACAAGAUCAGCUACAACAACAACAUUCUCCCGAACAAAAAGCUUUUUUAGAAUCAUCACAGAAUGAUAAAUCUGAUGAUAAUGAUAAUGAAGAAAAUAAUAGUUCCAUGGAAAAUUUAAAUAAACCAAAGAUAACAAAAUCACAACGUAGACGAGAAAACAAAGAACGUAAAGAUCGUGAACGACAAGAACGUAUCAAAGCUGGUCUAUUAGAUGAUAUUGAUAGUACGAGAUCGAUCGAAAUGAAAAAAAUUGAAAGUCUUUUAGAGGAAAGAAGCCUAAGCCUUUGUGAAAUACCAUCGGAUGGUGAUUGUAUGUAUAAAGCAAUCGAACAUCAGCUUCGUUUGACACGAAAUAUUGAUCAAACCGUUGAUGAGCUACGAUAUCAGGCUAGUGAAUACAUACGUCAAAAUAAAGAUGAUUUCCUGCCAUUCUUAUUGAAUGAUGAAAAUAGUGUAGUAACUGAUAAAGAAUUUGAAGUGUAUUGUGAUAAAAUAGCGAAUACAAAAACCUGGGGUGGUCAUCUAGAAUUGAAAGCCUUGUCAAAUACUCUUAAAGUGCCUAUCGAAAUUAUUCAAGCCGAAGGUACUCCAAUACAAAUCGGUUUCAGUGAAUUUGGUUCGAAAAAUCCUUUGAUUCUAUGCUACUUCCGGCAUGCCUAUCGUUUAGGUGAACAUUAUAAUAGUGUUAUGCCGAAUGGUGAAGUGCCCGAUGAUGAAGAAUGGCACAAUACUGAAUGACAUUUUUUUU
Messenger RNA from Dermatophagoides pteronyssinus (European house dust mite), 1123 nucleotides. RefSeq names its product deubiquitinase OTUD6B-like. Gene Ontology annotation, biological process: protein deubiquitination. Gene Ontology annotation, molecular function: cysteine-type deubiquitinase activity. NCBI's taxonomy places the organism in Eukaryota, Metazoa, Arthropoda, Arachnida, Sarcoptiformes, Pyroglyphidae. The record is from RefSeq and is a predicted model, not a curated record.